Molecule: messenger RNA, 1670 nt
Organism: Gadus macrocephalus (Pacific cod)
Lineage: Eukaryota; Metazoa; Chordata; Actinopteri; Gadiformes; Gadidae
Product: protein NDRG1-like
Exons: 12
Coding region: 225-1352 (375 amino acids)
Biological process (GO): signal transduction
Cellular component (GO): cytoplasm
Source: RefSeq, a predicted model, not a curated record
CAGAUCAACAAGCACCUCCGUUGACACUGCGUGCAUACUCCUCACUGUAUUCCUCAAGGAUCUUCACCUCCUGGGAACUUUGCUCUGAUACUGGAAUUCCAUUAUCAAGUGGCUACAACCAUCAUAUUAUCAGAAGGAUAUCUACUACAAUAAUUUGACAAGUACUUACUGCAGUACAGGGGGUCUUUUUCCUUUGUUGGAUUCAGUAACCAACAGCAGAAGCCAUGGUCCUGGACGAAAUUGAGUACAGCUCUGUUUUUGAGCCACAAACUACAGAGGAACAAGUAGACACCGUGUAUGGAAAAGUCUACUGUACCAUCACAGGGGUUUCAAAACCCAACCGCCCCGUCAUCCUGACCUAUCCCGACAUCGGAAUGAACCACAAGAUGUGUUUCGAGAGCUUCUUUAACCACGAGGACAUGCACGAGAUUGCGAGACAUUUCCCCAUCCUUCAUGUGAACGCCCCUGGACAGCACGAGGGCGCCGUGACCUUGUCCACAGAGUACACCUAUCCUACCAUGGACCAGCUGUCUGAGACACUUCCUAUCGUCCUCAACCAUUUGGGGUUCAACAGUGUGAUCGGGUUGGGAGUUGGAGCAGGUGCCAACAUCCUGAUGAGAUUUGCUCUGAACUACCCUGACCUUGUCGAAGGCUUGGUUCUGAUCAAUAUCAACCCCAAUGCAGAAGGGAUAGUGGACUCCGUCACAAGCAAGAUCACUGGAUGGACCCAGACUGUGACCGACACAGUCAUCUCACACCUGUUUGGAAAGAAAGAAAUUGAGACCAACCACGACUUGAUCUGCACGUUCCGCCACGACAUCAUGACGUACAUGAACGAGUCGAACGUGGCUCAGUUCCUGCGCUGCUACAACAGCCGGACGGCUCUUGAGCUGAAGAGACCCAUCCCCGGUGUGAACCUCAACGGCAGAACUCUCAAGUGCUCGUCUCUGUUGAUUGCUGGAGAUGAUUCUCCCUCACUGGAGGUAGUGGUCGAAUGUAACUCCAAGCUGGACCCCACAAAGACCACCCUGCUCAAGAUGGCUGACUGUGGAGGACUUCCCCAGCUGGAUCAGCCAGCUAAACUGACAGAAGCCCUCAAAUACUUCGUCCAGGGACUGGGAUACAUGCCGAGCGCCUGCAUGACCAGGUUGUCACGCUCCCGCACCACUUCCACCUCGAGCGUGAUGUCUACCGACAGCGGCCGGGGCCGCGCGCACACCGACGAAGCUCAGCGCGGACUGUGGAGCAAGCCCAAAGAGCAGCGCGGACGCUCAAACACAGACCUCUCCAUGGACGGAGUCUCCACCAGCCAGACGGAAUCCAAAUCCAAAUCCAAAUCAGUGCUAUGCUAAACACACUUGUUUAUCUGUUCUUGUAUUUCUGCCAUUUUGUUUGUUUGUUGUUGUUGAGUUACAUUUUCGUUUCACCCAUUGAUUAAGUGUUGAGCUGCAUUAAAGUGCAUUUUUGGUUAAAUGGGGAUUUGCUGAUGAAUGUAAAAAGACCUACUGAUUACUAAAGAUCAGCCAACGAAUUGGACAUUGGCGCGGACUCGCACGCACGCACGCACGCACGCACGCACGCACACACACACACACACACACACACACACACACACACACACACACACACACACACACACACACACACACACACACACACACACACACACA